GUGGGGGAAGAUGGGGGCUGCUCUGCGCAGACCCAGCUCCUUGCUGGCAUUGCAUAUCUGUGCUCAGGCUGGCCAGCUACAUUAUCUGGAAAAUUUCCUUCCUCCUCCUUCCCCUAACCCCAGCUCCCUCCUUCAAUUCCCAGCUCCAACCCUGACCCAGAGAGCAGACUGAUUUGGAGCCCGGAGGACAAAGCCUUGUAAGCUUUCUUUGUGGACUUCCUACCCUCCAGUCUCCUAUACUGUACUACUGGGAACCUCGGCCAGACCCUAGGAACCCCUGACACCGACACCGCAGCCAAGAAGUACCCUCACCUGCUGGCCUGAGAAUACGCAUCUCCACUCUGGUUCAAUCUCUGGGUCACGGGACAAUGAACCAGAAGACCACCCUGGUGCUGCUUGCUCUGGCUGUUAUCACCAUCUUUACCUUAGUUUGUGUCCUGCUGGCUGGCAGGGGUGGAGAUGGGGGCGAACCCCUUCUGCCUCCCCUCUGCCCCUCUGUAUCUCCCAGUGCCCAGCCCUGGAAAAAUCCUGGCCAGAGCCAGCUGUUUGCAGACCUGAGCCAAGAGGAACUGACAGCUGUGAUGAGCUUUCUGACCCAGCAGCUGGGGCCAGGCCUGGUGGAUGCACCCCAGGCCCGCCCUUCAGACAACUGCGUCUUCUCGGUGGAACUGCAGCUGCCCCCCAAGGCUGCAGCCCUGGCCCACCUGGAUAGGGGGAGCCCCCCACCUGCCCGGGAGGCCCUGGCCAUCGUCUUCUUUGGUGGACAACCCCAGCCCAACGUGAGCGAGCUGGUGGUGGGGCCACUGCCCCACCUAUCCUACCUGCGGGAUGUGACCUUAGAGCGCCAUGGGGGCCCCCUGCCCUAUCACCGACGCCCCAUGCUGGAACGAGAGUACCUGGAGAUAGACCAGUUGAUCUUCGACAGAGAGCUGCCCCAGGCUGCUGGUCUCCUCCACCACUGUUGCUUCUACAAACGCAAAGAACGGAACCUGGUGACGCUGACCACAGGUCCUCGUGGUCUGCAAUCAGGGGACCGAGCCACCUGGUUUGGCCUUUACUACAACAUCUCAGGGGCUGGGUUUUACCUCCAGCCCGUGGGGUUGGAGCUGCUGGUAGACCACAAGGCUCUGGACCCUGCCCGCUGGACCAUCCAGAAGGUGUUCUAUCAAGGCCGCUACUUUGAGAGUCUGGCCCAGCUGGAGGAGCAGUUUGAGGCUGGCCUGGUGAAUGUCAUGCUAGUCCCAGACAAUGGCACAGGUGGGUCCUGGUCCCUGAAGUCCCAGGUGCCCCCGGGUCCAGCUCCCCCUCUGCAGUUCCAUCCCCAGGGCCCCCGCUUCAGUGUGCAGGGGAGUCAAGUGGCCUCCUCAUUGUGGACCUUCUCCUUUGGCCUGGGAGCUUUUAGUGGCCCGAGGAUCUUUGAUGUCCGCUUCCGGGGAGAACGACUAGCUUAUGAGAUCAGCCUUCAAGAUGCCUUGACUGUCUACGGAGGAAAUUCCCCAGCAGCAAUGCUGACCCGUUAUAUUGAUGGCGGCUUUGGCAUGGGCAAGUACUCCUCGCCCCUGACCCGUGGGGUGGACUGCCCCUACCUGGCCACCUAUGUGGACUGGCAUUUCCUUCUGGAGUCCCAGGCUCCCAACACAUUACAUGAUGCCUUUUGUGUGUUUGAACAGAAUCAGGGCCUCCCCCUGCGGCGACACCAUUCAGAGUUCUACUUUGGGGGCCUUGCAGAGACAGUGCUGAUCUUCAGAUCUGUGUCUACCCUGCUCAACUAUGACUAUGUGUGGGAUAUGAUCUUCCACCCCAGUGGGGCCAUAGAAGUCAGAUUCCAUGCCACAGGCUACAUCAGCUCAUCGUUCCUCUUUGGUGCUGCCCGAACGUACGGGAACCAGGUUGGGGAGCAUACCCUGGGCACCGUCCACACCCACAGUGCCCACUUCAAGGUGGAUCUGGAUGUAGCAGGUCUGGAGAACUGGGUCUGGGCUGAGGACAUGGCCUUUGUCCCCUCGGUGGUGCCCUGGAGCCCCGAGCACCAGAUGCAGAGGUUGCAGGUGAUCCGGAAGCAGCUGGAGACCGAGGAGCAGGCUGCCUUCCCCCUGGGCCGCACCCUGCCUCGCUACCUGUACCUGGUCAGCAAACACAGCAACAAGUGGGGUCACCCGCGGGGCUACCGCAUCCAGACGCUCAGCUUUGCUGGGGAGCCGCUGCCCCAGAACAGCUCCAUGGAGAGAGCCUUCAGCUGGGGGAGGUACCAGCUGGCUGUGACCCAGCGGAAGGAGGAGGAGCCCAGUAGCACCAGUGUCUUCAAUCAGAAUGACCCUUGGUCCCCGACUGUGGACUUUGCUGACUUCCUCAACAAUGAAACCAUUGCUGGAGAGGACCUGGUGGCCUGGGUGACAGCUGGUUUCCUGCACAUCCCACAUGCAGAGGACAUUCCUAACACAGUGACUGUGGGGAACGGUGUGGGUUUCUUCCUCCGACCUUACAACUUCUUUGAUGAGGACCCCUCCUUCUACUCUGCUGACUCCAUCUACUUCCGGGGAGACCAGGAUGCGGGGGCCUGUGAGGUCAACCCCCUGGCCUGCCUCCCCAAGACUGCUGCCUGUGUCCCUGACCUCCCUGCCUUCUCCCAUGGAGGCUUCUCUCACAACUAGUUGGUCCUUGGGGUAGGGAGUAUGGCCAGGGACCCCAGGGCCUAGGUGUAUUGGGUGGGGGGGCAGCUUCCCCUUUCUUGCCAGCUUCCCUCCUCUCCUUUUCACCCCCUCCCUUGUUGUCCCUUCUUCCCCUCCUCCAAGGUCUUUGUCUUCCAUUGCCCUCCCUGCCAAGGCAUCCUGGGUCUGUGAUGCCACUGACAUGGGGGUAGGGGAAUGGAGUAGGAAGGGGUGGUGAAAUGGGGGACACUACAACUCUGUUUUUGUUGAUCCCAGAGGUGCUGGGCUCCCACCUCAGAAAGGAGAGGAACAGCUCAGCCGGGAGCCUGUAGUAGUGAUGACCAAUCUUUUCCCUAAAGACUCCCUGUUUUGCUUUAGGGCUUUCCCAAAUCUUUUUAAGCCGUUUCCAGGUGUCAUGGAUCUCUUGAGUCCCUGUCUUGGGAGGUGAGGAUGAGGGGCUCUGCAAUGGGGAUUGUCUCCUGGAGACCCCAGGGCAGGGUUCCUGCAGAAGUCCACAGAUGGUGCUGGAAGCAGCUCCUUUGCCUGCCUUCCUUCUCAUCCAAGUCCUCUUCCUUCUCUCCCUCCUCGCCUUCCUGGGCCUUCCCACUCUUGCAUCCUGGGUUGUCACCCCAGCUCCUCAGGGAACUUCACUCUGCCCUGGCUCCUGGUACUGUCCCGGCCUCACUUCUCGUCUUCAGUCUCUUCUGCUCCUCGGCCUGCAGAAGUCUCAAAAAAUGAGGGGACAUCUAGUUUGGGAGGACAACCCCUGUCUGUCACCUACCCCGGGUAGGAUGUGCCCCCACCCUCACCUGGGCCAGGCUUGUUUCUAGACAGUUCCCUCUGCCCAUAUGAAUCGGCCUGCCUUGCACUCUCAGCGGAAAGAUGUGCAUAGACAGCAGGACUUCAAGUUAGCAUUUUAUUUGGGUGAUUUCGUGGGGGCAGUGGCAAUGAGCCAUGGUCAUUUUGUGCCUGGUGUUUGUGUGACUCGGCAGUAGCCGUUUGGGAGGCUGGGGUGACGCCAAGGGUGGGAAGCAGAAAGCCCCAGGAACGUCCAAUCAAAUGCUGGCAUGCAAAUGAGCGGGCCCCCUGGUGGAGCGGGGCCUGGGCUGGGGCGGAGCUCGACAGCGGCCUCCAGGAACCCGCACCAACGCUGUCCUUUCUGGUCUGCGUUGUGGGUGGGUCCAAACAAUUAGCAAGAGAUUGGAAACAACAGAAACGUCCUUCCGUGGAGGAUUGGUUAACAAAAUUCGAAUACAGCCUUACAAUGCAAUGCCAUGCAGCUAUAAAAAUAAUUUUCUUUACAUACUAAUAGGGAAUAAUCUUCCGUUGAAAAAGGCCAGGUGUUGACGUGUGUGCGGUGCACUGCCCAUGUGUGCUUUAGAAAGGGAGAUGAUAUAAAUGUAUAUUUGCUUGUAUAUGCAUAUUCAGAAGAAACGCUGGUAGCACUGGCAAUGUGGAUGGUAGCCUGGGUGCCUAUAGUUGCCCCUGGGAAGAACUGGAGGUUGGGGACAGCAAGGGAGGGGACUUGGCACUAUAUACCCUUUUGUACAUUUUGAAAUUUGAACCGUUUGGCCGUAUUACUUUUCCAAAUAAAUAAUAAAUGGACCCAAA
Choloepus didactylus (southern two-toed sloth) is the source of this 4259-nucleotide messenger RNA. It is a transcript of the gene AOC3, whose product is annotated as amine oxidase copper containing 3. Gene Ontology annotation, molecular function: copper ion binding; quinone binding; primary methylamine oxidase activity. The coding region runs from base 369 to 2651 and encodes 760 amino acids. The transcript has 5 exons. Gene Ontology annotation, biological process: response to antibiotic; amine metabolic process. Lineage: Eukaryota; Metazoa; Chordata; Mammalia; Pilosa; Megalonychidae. The record is from RefSeq and is a predicted model, not a curated record. Gene Ontology annotation, cellular component: Golgi apparatus; early endosome; plasma membrane.